AUGGCAUCAAUCGUGAGUUGUCCCAUGGAUUUUCAUAAACAUCCAAAAGAGACUUUCAAUUGUCGGCUUAAAUUCAGAAGCUAUACCUAUCCAUUGACCAAAGUUAUCUAUAAAUGGCAUAUUCCUACACCUAUAGCACUUCAUCCACGAUUAAAACUUUCAAAACACAAACUUGAUAUUAGCUAUCAAUCAUUUAAUAUCUCUACUUUUGAAGGAUAUUUUUCGAUUAUCCAGGUCACAUUUACAUUUAAGGAAAUGAUUGCAAACAAAUUAUUUCACGUAUAUUUACCCAGUUUUAUCAUUGUCUUUCUCAGUUGGCUUUCAUUUUGGAUAUCAUCGGAUACACUGCCGGCUCGGGUGGCGUUAUGUGUGAUGUGUUUGUUAGCAAUUAGUGCACAAUCUGUUGGCGUCCGACAGGAAUUACCUCGAGUUUCAUAUAUAACUUUAGUUGAUAUCUGGCUAUUGGGUUGUUUGAUGUUUAUAUUUGGAUCACUAUUUGAGUACACAAUUGUUAAAUAUAUAGAAGCAGUCCAUGAAAAACAUUUAAAAGAUAUUUGCGAUAAAAAUGAUUCACAAACACCUAAAAUACAAGAAAAUAACGAAAAUAAUGUUUCAUUGACUAACUCUACAUACUAUACAACACCUUAUUAUCCAUUGGUUUGUUCAUUAGUUUUUGAUUAA
Molecule: messenger RNA, 681 nt
Organism: Oppia nitens
Lineage: Eukaryota; Metazoa; Arthropoda; Arachnida; Sarcoptiformes; Oppiidae
Product: glycine receptor subunit alpha-3-like
Exons: 6
Coding region: 1-681 (226 amino acids)
Biological process (GO): signal transduction; nervous system process; chemical synaptic transmission
Cellular component (GO): neuron projection; membrane; synapse
Molecular function (GO): extracellular ligand-gated monoatomic ion channel activity; neurotransmitter receptor activity; transmembrane signaling receptor activity
Source: RefSeq, a predicted model, not a curated record